Messenger RNA from Tripterygium wilfordii, 1062 nucleotides. Its product is annotated as phytoene synthase 2, chloroplastic-like. The record is from RefSeq and is a predicted model, not a curated record. Gene Ontology annotation, biological process: carotenoid biosynthetic process. The transcript has 7 exons. Gene Ontology annotation, molecular function: geranylgeranyl diphosphate synthase activity. NCBI's taxonomy places the organism in Eukaryota, Viridiplantae, Streptophyta, Magnoliopsida, Celastrales, Celastraceae. Bases 79 to 1062 code for a protein of 327 amino acids.
UUGUUGAGUGAAGCUUAUGACCGAUGUGGAGAAGUUUGUGUAGAGUAUGCAAAGACAUUUUACUUGGGAACUUUGCUAAUGACUCCUGAAAGGCGAAGAGCUAUAUGGGCAAUCUAUGUGUGGUGUAGGAGGACUGAUGAGCUUGUUGAUGGGCCUAAUGCUUCGCACAUAACACCAACAGCUUUAGACAGGUGGGAGGCAAGGUUGGAAGAUCUUUUUCAAGGUGGUCCAUUUGAUAUGCUUGAUGCUGCUGUAUCAGAUACUGUUACCAAAUUUCCUGUUGAUAUUCAGCCAUUUAAAGACAUGAUUGAAGGAAUGAGGAUGGACCUAAGGAAGUCAAGAUACGAGGACUUUGAUGAACUGUAUCUUUAUUGUUAUUAUGUCGCUGGGACUGUCGGAUUAAUGAGCAUUCCAGUGAUGGGCAUUGCACCUGAAUCUCAGGCAACAACAGAGAGUGUUUAUAAUGCUGCCUUGGCAUUAGGUAUUGCGAAUCAGCUAACCAACAUACUCAGGGACGUUGGAGAAGAUGCAAGUAGAGGUAGGAGAUAUCUACCACAAGAUGAGUUGGCAGUGGCUGGGAUACCGGAAGAUGACAUAUUUGCUGGAAGGUUGACCAAUAAAUGGAGAAACUUCAUGAAGAGUCAAAUUAAGGGGGCGAGGAUGUUCUUCGAUGAGGCAGAGAAAGGUGUGACAGAACUGAGCGCAGCCAGUAGAUGGCCGGUAUGGGCAUCGUUGCUCUUGUAUCGUCAAAUACUAGACAAGAUAGAAGCUAACGACUACAACAACUUCACGAGGAGGGCUUAUGUGAGCAAAGCAAAGAAGCUACUUGCUUUGCCGGGGUUGCAUACACAAGAUCAAGAACAGCUUUGGCUUCCAACAAGAUGUGAACAGAAUUCUCUAUCAUCAUGUAUAGUACAGUAUAUCAAUCAAGAUGAUUUUUUUGCUUCAACGAAGGAGUGGUUAUUGAAAGACUCUGCUUUGAAGAGGCUACGGUCAAAAUGGAGAAUGCUGUCAACUUCUAAUGAAUUCAUGAAAGGCGAUGAUUGUUGGAAUAUGAUUUAG